This is a messenger RNA of Habropoda laboriosa, 2778 nucleotides long. Its product is annotated as zinc finger protein 420-like. The transcript has a single exon. Lineage: Eukaryota; Metazoa; Arthropoda; Insecta; Hymenoptera; Apidae. The coding region runs from base 1 to 2778 and encodes 925 amino acids. The record is from RefSeq and is a predicted model, not a curated record.
AUGGAAGCCCAUGAAAACGAGCAAUAUGUUACAUUUCCUCUUUCUGGGGUACAUGAUAGUAUACAAGAUAAUAUUAUAUCUCAUGAAGAGAUUUGUGAACCUGUUGACGAAUGUGUCCUACCAGAUCCACUCACUGAAGUGUCUGUCACAGAUGUUAACUCUGGCAUUACAGAAGCACAAGUUGCAGUUGAAAUUUUAGCAGAACAGUCUGAUGAGGAAGAUGAAAAUCGUGUAGUAUAUCCUAUAUAUAUUAAACAAGAAGAACAACAGCAAUACACAUCAGGAGAUGAUGAAUCUAUGGCUGUGGAAGCCCUCCGGCAGCUUGGAGGGAUGUACCCUUGUUUUGAAGAUAAAAAAGUAUCUUGUCCAAAUUGUGCAAAUGUUUAUACACAAGCAGAUAUGACAAAACAUCAUACCACUUGUAAUGCAACUAAGUUGUCGUGUAUGACUUGUGGGGAAAGAUUUGAAAGAAAAAUAGAUUUAAACAAUCAUAUGGUUUGUCAUCAAGUAGAUCGUCCUCAUGCAUGUAGAACUUGUGGCAACUUAUUUCGUUCGAAAAGUAAUUUGAGAUGUCAUAUGUUACAAGUGCAUCAAGUAGAAAGACCUCAUAAGUGCACAAUGUGCGGUGCAGAUUUUCAGAGGCCUUCUAGUUUAUCUAACCAUAUGAAGAUUCAUACAUAUGUUGCUGGACGUGCCAUUAUGCAGUCACAGGGUAAUAAUGUGUCACAGUCAGAGGAAACAUUCAGAAAAUGGUCUGAAAAUGUAACAGAAUCCCCAAACAAUCAAGUGCCAUCUUCAUCUGUACAGACUGUUCAGAAUUAUGACACAGUUCAUUGGACAGUUCCAUCUUAUAACUUUCAAAAUGAACAGUCAACGGUUAAUACAAUAUCUAAUCCUGAAGAAAAAAUAGACACUUUACAUGAAUUUACUGUAAUGCCAAAUGGAGAAGUAACACAAUUUGAAUAUACGCAACAAAAUAAUAUAAAUAAUCAAGUCACACAGCAAUACAAUCUUUCAUUAAGCUCAUUUAAUAAUACUGACACAAUGGUGAAAGUUGAAUCUUUACCAUACAGUGGUGAAGAUAGAAAGGAUUAUGUGGAAGUUGAAACAAAUGAUGUAAAGCAACAUACUUGUAGACAUUGUGGAAUUAGUUUUUCCCGUGCAACAGCAUUGGUAUCACAUGAAAAAAUUCAUGCAUCCAAGAACUGGAACAUGCCAAUUGAAUGUGAAUAUUGUGAUAAACAAUUUCAAGAUGGCAAUCAUUUGGCAACUCAUCAAACAACUUGUGCAAAGAAACUCAUGCAAAAUAAUAUAGAACAAGGUACACCCAAUAAUAAAUGGGGUAAACAUGCAUGUUCUGAAUGUAGCAAAAAAUUUACAACUAAGCAAAAGAUGUUCAGACAUCAAUGGAUUCAUAGAAAAAAAACUCAUUCUUGUGAAGUAUGUGGAGCUCAAUUUGAAAAACAAAAUCAGUUGGAUGAACACAGAUUGUCUGCACAUCCUGGUGAUUCUCCAUUUACUUGUACAGAAUGUGGUAAAAGUUUUGUAUCCCGUCAGGGACUUUGGGAACAUGGUAGAACUCAUGCUGGAAGUCCUGCACAUUUUCAUUGUGAUACAUGUUCCAAGACAUUUUCUUCUAGACAGGGCUAUUUGAUACAUCAUAGAACUCAUACUGGAGAAAGACCAUAUGGUUGUAAAUUUUGUUGGAAAGCAUUUAGAGAUGGAGGAACUUUAAGGAAGCAUGAACGCAUACACACAGGAGAAAGACCUCAUGUUUGCCCUCUGUGUUCAAGAGCAUUUAAUCAAAAAGUUGUUUUAAGAGAACAUGUUCGAUGGGUUCAUGCUGCAGGGAAAAAUGAAACUGAAGUAACUGGACCUCCUUUCCUCUGUCCUAUAUGUGGUGCUUUAAAUCAAGAUAGGGAUGAACUGUGUGCACACAUUGUUAAGCAUUCAGACCAGAUGAUAGCAGAAGCAAAAGCUAAAACAAAUAAUAAUGCACCAAAAACUAAGCCAGUAAAAAAAAAAACAAAGACAUCUGCAAGUACUAACUUACAAGAAAAACAGGGGAAUGGAAAUCGUAUAAUUACUAAAACAGAGGAAAAUGAAGCACUUUUAUCUAUUACAGAUGCAGAUAAAUCAGAUGAUCAACAAAUUUUAGAUGAUAAACAGAAUAAUACUUUCCUUGUAGUUACUACAGAAAAACGUAAUGAAAAUUAUAUUGAAAUAUCCGAACUUAAAACUGAAAAUGUACAAUUACUAGUUGAUGAAAAGCAAAAUGAAAAUAUGCAUAUUUCCCAAACUAAUCAUAAUCAUAGGGAAUCUUUAAAUAUGAUUACUAUAGAUAAACAGAACAAUACAGCUCAUAUAGUCUCUACAGAACCAGAAGGAAGUGCACUUCACUCUACAACCAGUCAUAAUGAAAUAACUGCAAUGCAUUUAAUACAAACUUCAAAGCAGGCUAAUACUUUACAUUUAAUAUCAAAGCAAAAUGAAUCAUUGCCUGUUUUGGCAUUACCAAAUCCUCAGAGCCAUGAAAAUUUUUCAAGUCAAAUUGCACAAAUAAGCAAUAGUGAUUUACCUAUGAAUAUGGUAACUCACCAUUCAACUAGGCAGGAUCAAGAUAUGAAGAAUCAAGGAGCAGCUGAAACAGCUGUAAUACAAGUUGUACAGUAUCAUCAACAAGAAAGUGAUGAUGGAGAGGAAUUAGUUUGUGGUAUUUGUGGGGAAGAUUUUACUGAUAAAAACGUGUUGAUGGAACACGUAAAAAUUCAUAUAUAA